GGGGUGUAAACCUAAAACCGGUCCCACCAUCAGGAAAACCGGCAAAUACCGAUAAGACUGAAUACAAGACAGAGCAACCUGCUGACUCCAUCUGAAUCAUAUCUCAUCAUGUCCGACUAUGUCUCUGGUGUCAGCUAUGAGGAAUGCAAGACCACAGCUGAUUGGCUGCUGUCCAACACACAGGUGCGGCCGACUGUGGGAAUCGUGUGUGGCUCGGGUCUGGGGGGUCUGGCUGAAAUGAUCAAGGACCCGCAGAUCUUCAAAUAUAGUGAUAUUCCCAACUUCCCCCGAAGUACAGUGCAUGGUCAUGCUGGCCGGCUGGUGUUUGGAACACUAAAAGGGAAGCCAUGUGUAUGCAUGCAGGGCAGGUUCCACCUGUAUGAGGGCUACCCCAUCCAGAAGAUCACACUGCCCAUGCGGGUCUUCAAACUGAUGGGCGUAGAGACGAUGAUAAUGACCAACGCAGCCGGAGGCCUCAAUCAGGACUACAAAGUGGGGGACAUCAUGAUCAUCAAGGACCACAUCAACAUGCCGGGGUUUUCUGGGGUCAACCCGCUGUCUGGACCCAAUGAUGACAGGUUUGGCCUGCGUUUCCCCUGCAUGUCUGAUGCCUACGACCGCAAGCUCCGGAAGCUGGCGCAUGACGUGGCGGCAGAGCUGGGCUACAGCGACUUCUUGCGGGAGGGAGUGUACUGCGUCCUUGGAGGUCCCUCUUUCGAAACCAUCGCCGAGUGCCGCAUGCUGCACAGGAUAGGCGCCGAUGCUGUCGGUAUGAGCACAGUGCACGAGGUGAUUGUUGCCCACCCACGAAGAGGUCCUGGAGACGGGCAAGCUGAGGGCCGAGCAGAUGGAAAAGCUCGUGUCCACCAUAGUGGCUCAGCUGGAGCACAACGCCCAUAACUGACAGCUGACGCGGCGGCCACCAUCACAUCACUGCGCCAGAUCGCUGCGUCACAGCUGGAGGAUUUUUAAAAUGGUUAUUAGAACGCUACAGAAACAAACAAAAAAAAAAAAGGCGUGGGGUUUUUAAAGCACAUGGCAUGGGUUUCUGUGACAACCUACUUUCUUAGCACAAACUGUUGCGUCUUAAGAGCUUAAAAACUGGUCCACUUUCUUUGUUUACAUUUACUGAGGUGUGCAGAUAUUGUUUAAGGACAGAAGUUCUCUGACUGUUUCUUGCUGUCGUAUAAUGCAUCCCACUGUAAAAUCUAAAUUAUUAAACUAUUUAUUGUUUCAGUCUCUAACAUUCCAUCAUGUCACGUAUUAGCUAAUACGAAAAACAAAUAUCAUAUUUUAUUUAAGAGGACCGACCAAUUAAACACACUCUCCUGUCAAUUUGACUAAAGUAGUAACAAUGUUCUGUUUUGUAGAAAAUAUGUCAAAUAUAAUAUGUAGUAAAGGUAUUUAAGUAGCUUCUUUGUAUUUGUUUUUAUGAUGUAUGGAGUAUCGAUAGACUAAGAUGAAGAAAGGGACAGCAUCCUGCAUGCUGCAGUUAUUGAAGAAAGCAAAUAUCCUGCUAUUUCUUAUCACUGUGUAAAGCUGACUGUUAGUCUGUGCUUUUAAAGGUAAAACUGUAACAACUUUGGAUCUGCUUUUACAAUAAAUUACUCAGCUGGA
Messenger RNA from Archocentrus centrarchus (flier cichlid), 1617 nucleotides. Its product is annotated as purine nucleoside phosphorylase-like. Bases 109 to 900 code for a protein of 263 amino acids. Gene Ontology annotation, biological process: nucleoside metabolic process. The record is from RefSeq and is a predicted model, not a curated record. Lineage: Eukaryota; Metazoa; Chordata; Actinopteri; Cichliformes; Cichlidae. The transcript is spliced from 7 exons. Gene Ontology annotation, molecular function: purine-nucleoside phosphorylase activity. Gene Ontology annotation, cellular component: cytoplasm.